CGUGCCGCCUGCCGGGGGCGUGGUGCCCAGCGCAGGCAGGGGGCAGCCAUGAUGGCACCCCACUGGGAUCGCACUGCCGGGGGCGCUGUGCUCCUCCCGCACUCCUCGACUUCUGCCAGUGUGUGUGUCUGUGUGUGAAAGAGAGAAGCGGGGGCAAUGUAUCAGUUUUGUCAUACCUGUACCACCUUCACCUGACUGCUGACAGGAGAAGGCAAUCCUAGCAGGGCCGACAGCAAGUGGUGCACACUUUUGUACAGAACUUUAUUUGAAGUUGUUGGCUCCCAGGGGCUUUUCUUGGGGGAUGUGCAGGGUGUGUGUGUUUGUGCCACGGAGCAAGUCUGCCACAGAAUGCCUUUCUGAAAACUACUUCCUUGACUAUGUCAAUCAGUGUGUCACAGCAUUUUUAUGACUAGGUUCCAAGUAAAGUGAUAUCAUUUUGCAAACAAAGUGAGUAAUCCUGCCAUUUCUAGAUAGAAAGAUAAUUUCCUACAACAUGUAACAAAAUGUUUUUUAGACAAUCAGUUGCUGCUAGAGAUUCAGUGACGUAUACAUUUUUUUCACAUCAGUUCAGCCUAUUUGUAAAACAAAACAGUGAUCUAGUUUGUAUGAGUCGUUACCACGGCUUCCCAUCCAAACUGCAUGUGGCUUGAAGGACAGCUGAACAAAGUUGAAAUCACCAUCGACAUGAGUUCCGGAUCUAGUGCACAAAGAAUUUUUUUAAAUAAUCAGGAUACAUAAAGAAAUUGAUUAUUCUUUCAAGAAUCAUCAUUGAUUUUAUUUAUACCGGCAUUCGAAGAAUAGGCGGUGAUCAAGAACUACGAGCGGUCAGAAUAAUAUGCGAACAGAUCAUGAAGAACUUUGUGGCAGCAGUUAUGGAUCUUUUUGUCUGAAUGGUGGGAUUUGUUACACGAUACCUGCCAUUUCCAGUCCCUUUUGCAGGUGUGUUGAAAAUUAUACAGGAAAUCGUUGUGAGGAAAUUUUACUACCGAGCAUCAAGAGCCAUCCAAGAGGUGAACUGUUUGCAGCUGUUUUAGCUUCAGUGGUCGUCCUAAGUGUCCUGGUUGCUGGUGCAUUCUUCUUUCUUUGCAGGAAGGGCCAGAUUCCACGGUCCAGUUCCAUAGAGCAUGGCAACAACCUGAUUGAAGGGAACAGCAGGGAUGCUUGCAACAAUAACUGAAUAAAGCAAUCAAAACAAGAAAUUAUGGAACAGCAACAAGCAAAACAGCUAUAGACAAGCAAAAGCAAUGUUGGAGAAUAUGGAAUCCAUAACACUGUUCCCAGACACUGUGAAAGAAGAAGAUAUUGCUAAUAUUUUACAAGACCAAAUAUAUACGCAUAAAUGUGCAUUGCUUAUGUUCUUGCAGUUGUCAGACACAGAAUGUACAAGGUAUGUGAAGCUUAUCAGAGACAAGUUAGAACGACCUUUAUGCAUAGUAGUUAAAAAAGAUAAAAUACUGUUGAAUCAUGACAGAAUACUGUUAGAUAAUAUUGAGAAGCUAUGUUUCAUUCAUCUGUAUUUAUCAAAGGCAAAAAUAGGUAUAUGCUUUUACCUAGACAUGGAAAAUGGUAAGGCCUUUGAUUGUGUUGAACAGAACUUUAAAUGGGAGGGCAGGGCUAGUAAAUAUAUAUAUAUAAUGGACCCUAUAUAUGGACCACAAGUUGUAACUGGCUGAAGACAUGCAGAACCUUCUCAAUGACUUAGUUACUCCUAAGUUUUGUUUGAACUACUCAGAGGGCUUUAGACCUGCACAAAAUACAGUGGUUAAAAAUCAAGGUCAGUCCGCAAAACAAUUUCAUUUGUAAAUAAAGUUUAUCUUUCUCUCUUUAAAUGCCUAUUCCAGGUCUCUAUUAAAAAGCAUUCACAAGUUUAAAAUCAGUUCUUUCACAGCUUAGCUGGCUGCAAAGGUCAUAUUAGGAAACAAAACUGUUUUUGUUGGCCAAAAAUAAAACCACAUAGCAUGA
Podarcis muralis (Common wall lizard) is the source of this 1962-nucleotide messenger RNA. It is a transcript of the gene NRG4, whose product is annotated as neuregulin 4. Lineage: Eukaryota; Metazoa; Chordata; Lepidosauria; Squamata; Lacertidae. Gene Ontology annotation, biological process: positive regulation of cell population proliferation; epidermal growth factor receptor signaling pathway; positive regulation of mitotic nuclear division. Gene Ontology annotation, molecular function: epidermal growth factor receptor binding; growth factor activity. The record is from RefSeq and is a predicted model, not a curated record.